This is a messenger RNA of Boleophthalmus pectinirostris (great blue-spotted mudskipper), 1445 nucleotides long. RefSeq names its product tRNA methyltransferase 12 homolog (gene tyw2). The record is from RefSeq and is a predicted model, not a curated record. Gene Ontology annotation, molecular function: tRNA methyltransferase activity. The transcript is spliced from 7 exons. Gene Ontology annotation, biological process: tRNA methylation. NCBI's taxonomy places the organism in Eukaryota, Metazoa, Chordata, Actinopteri, Gobiiformes, Gobiidae. Gene Ontology annotation, cellular component: cytoplasm. The coding region runs from base 140 to 1372 and encodes 410 amino acids.
UGGCACUACAGCGUGUGCGCCGUGGAAUGUGCUCCGACUUGAAACACGCUGCUGAAACAAUACAGAAAGCAACACCAAAUAAUUAUAGUACAUUCCGUGGUUAAUUACGUUCUCUUGAGCUCUGGAUAUUCUUACAAAAAUGGAAAACGUACCAUGUCUUCGUGUCUCGCAGUGUUGUGCACAGCAGAUCAGGACAUAUUUACAGUCUCAGCAUGUUUUGGACACUAGUUUCCGUCUAUGUAAAGACACAGAUGAGACUAUUUUGCUGCCUAUCUUGCCCAGUAGUAUGUCACAAUUAGACACGGGACAUCUCCAGUCCACUGUGGCAUCUGGCAGCAUAUGUGAAAUAGUCUGGAGCCAGGCUUUUAAAAAUAAGAAAAAACAAACAGUUGGAAAUAAAUUAGAGGUAGUCCUUAAGAAGCUUUUGGAGUCAGCUGGGGAAGAAUGGACAGAGGAGCUUAGGAGAGACCUCCCACGUGGGUUUGAGAGACAUGGAGACCUUAUACUACUUGCUGACAACUGUUUCUCGCUGUCAAUAUGGAAGAAAUCUGGUUGCACUCUAUGGAGCACGGUGGCAGCUGUGCUUGGAAGUGCUCGACUUGCAAAAAAGAGUUGUGUAUCCAAUAAUGGAUUUAGGUCUCCUGUUGUGACGAUGCUUCAUGGAGAGCACAGCUGGGUGACGCAUGUUGAUAAUGGCAUCAGGUAUGAUUUUGAUGUCACCAGAUGUAUGUUUUCAUCAGGGAACAUUACUGAAAAACUCAGAGUUGCCAGAUUUAAUUGUAAAGGAGAGACUGUUGUGGAUUUGUAUGCCGGAAUCGGGUAUUUCACAUUGCCCUAUCUGGUUCACACUGGAGCAGCUCAUGUUCAUGCCUGUGAGUGGAACCCUGAUGCUGUUGAAGCUUUACGUAAAAACCUAAAAUUAAACAAGGUGUCUGAGCGUUGCACUAUCCACCAAGGGGACAAUAGACAUCUCCAGCUGUCUGAUGUUGCUGACAGAGUAAACCUGGGACUCAUACCAAGCUCUGAGGAUGGCUGGCUUGUUGCCUGUCGACUGCUGAAAAGAUCCACUGGGGGCAUUUUACACAUUCAUCACAAUGUUACUUCUCCAAUGUCCAAUAGUGACACUUCCCUGGACAUCCGCAGUGACACUCAGAGGUUUUCAGUGAAGAACAAUGACAGAGGAGCAUGGCAGGUUUGGGCUGAUAGCACAGCUCAGCGCUUUAGCUCUCUCCUAAACGACACUACUGGGACAGACUGGAGGACACAUGUCCAACACAUAGAGCAUGUGAAGUCUUAUGCUCCUCACGUCCAUCAUGUUGUCUUGGACCUGGAGUGCAGACCAUUGUUAGGGGAAAACACACAACAGAGAUGAAGAAUGGAAAGUGUAUGACAACAGAUGAUUUAAAAAUGAAUUUAAAAUAAUUUAUUCUGUGUAAUUGGUGUCA